Periophthalmus magnuspinnatus is the source of this 5764-nucleotide messenger RNA. RefSeq names its product hyccin 2-like. The record is from RefSeq and is a predicted model, not a curated record. Bases 399 to 2039 code for a protein of 546 amino acids. Gene Ontology annotation, cellular component: plasma membrane. Lineage: Eukaryota; Metazoa; Chordata; Actinopteri; Gobiiformes; Gobiidae. The transcript has 13 exons. Gene Ontology annotation, biological process: phosphatidylinositol phosphate biosynthetic process; protein localization to plasma membrane.
AAUCACGUGGCGCGGCUCCAGCAGCGCCAGUGCCGUAGCAGUGCGGAGAGCCCACACCACACGGCGCACGGAGGAGGACCACGGCGCUGCAGCUCCGGAGGAACUCUGCGCGACCUGGGUGACCGCUCUGCUCCUUCACCCCCGGAUCACCUCCUACGGGCAUCGAGCCACGCAGCCAGCAUCAGCUCCAGGCCGGGCUGAAUGUCCCAGAGGUGCUCCCGGCUGGUCCCUGUUCAUGUGAGGCCUGAGGAUGAGGACUGCAGCUGAUUGAUACCAUUUCCAUCAAGAGGUGAACCCAAGUGGCUGACAGAUGUGUGCCGGAGUGGAGAGCCCUGGGCCCCUCCCACAGGAGAUCUGACUUCUGAACCUGAGGCUGCCGGAGGGCGUCUCUGUGGAAGAUGCUGAGUUCGGAGCGUGGGGUUGUGGACGAAUGGCUCUCAGAAUUCAAGUCCCUUCCAGAGACUCAGAUCUCCAGUUACGCGGGCAGCCUCCAUCACAAGAAGUCCCUGGUGCCCGCGCUCUACAGAGUCAUCCAAGAGCCCAACAACGAGCUGUUGGAGCCUGUAUGUCACCAGCUGUUCGAGCUGUACCGCAGCUCAGAGGAACGUCUGCGUCGCUUCACCCUACAGUUCCUCCCUGAGCUGGUGUGGAUGUACCUCCGGCUCACGGCCAGCAGGGACCGCCAGAGCAACGGCUGCAUCGAGGCUUUGCUCUUGGGCAUCUACAAUUUGGAGAUAGUGGACAAAGAUGGCAACAGUAGACUCCUGUCCUUCACCAUCCCCUCCCUGUCCAAGCCCUCCAUAUACCAUGAGCCGUCGAGCCUGGGCUCCAUGGCUCUGACGGAGGGAGCGCUGUGUCAACACGACCUCAUCCGAGUGGUGUACAGUGGCCUGCACCCUCAGAGGGAGACCUUCACUGCCCAGAACAGAUUCGAGGUGCUGUGCUUCCUGAUGUUGUGCUAUAACUCAGCGGUGGUCUACAUGCCUCUCUCCUCAUACCAGUCUGUCUGCAGAAUGAGCUCACGGUUGAGUGUGUGUGGCUUUCCCCGGCAGCAGCAGAAGCUCUGGAGAGAACCGUGUAACCGCGUCCUACUCGACCCUGAGUUCAUGGUUCAGAUGCUCACGGCCGUCUAUCACUCCAUAUACAACGGAGAGUGGGAGAUGGGACGAGAGGCACUGGAGGACAUUCUGUACAGAGCCCAGCUGGAGCUGUACUCACAGCCACUACUGCUGGCGAAUGCCAUGAAGAAGUCCCUCCCGGACAGCGCGCCGGACGAACCACGGGGGCGCAAGGUUCUGCAGGUGGAGGUGACCCCCACCGUCAGCCGCAUCUCCAUCUCUGCCAUCACCACCGCCUCAAUACGGCGCCACCGCUGGAAGAGAGAGGAGGCUGAUGGGAUGAGUGGUGGAGAGGACUCCUUCAACAUAAAUGACCCAGACGAGGGCUUCUCCUCCGGGGCGUCCAACAGCAGCCAACCCAGCGCCACAAAGUCCAGCUCCAGAGCAGCCCAGAAGGGAAGCAGCAGCUUCAAAAAGGCCAUUAGCGCACGUCUGUCCCGUGACAAGGAGCGCGAGCAUGACAAGGACAGGGAGAAGGAGAAAGAGAGGGAGAGAGAGAGGGAGAGAGAGAGGGAGCGAGAGAGGGAGCGAGAGAAGGAGGAGUCCGCUCUGAGAAGGCACCAGAGGCUGCAGACUCCUCCCGGCAGCAUUGAUGUGGACACCAUCCAGCUGAGCCCCAUCAAAAAGCACCUGAGCUUCCCCGCAGGACUGGUACGGACGGGCAGCACCUCCUCCAGCAAGUCCUUCGACUGCAUGAGCCUCAAGCUGAACGGAGGAGCAGAAGAGCGUAGCCAGGUGGCCGGGCACUCCCACAGGGAUGUGGGCUUAGCUAGCGGAGGCUCCCACCGUCAUUCCACUGUCAGCCUGCAGGAGGAGCACCUGGGCCGGCCCGAAGACCAGGAACUGCUGUCCCCCGGGGCCCCUCUGACCAAACAGUCACGCUCCCCCAGCUUCAACAUGCAGAUCAUAUCACAGGUCUGAGGAGCUCUAAGGAGGUCUGAGGACCUCUGAGGAGGUCUAAGGGGCUUUUAUGAGCUAUAAAAAGUUCUGAAGAGCUCUAAGGAGGUCUGAGGACCUCUGAGGAGGUCUAAGGGGCUUUUAUGAGCUAUAAAAAGUUCUGAAGAGCUCUAAGGAGGUCUGAGAACCUCUGAGGAGGUCUUAUGAGGUCUGGGGAGCAGGAACGCAUCAGACUGGACUCUGACCCACAAGCUCCUCUGUCCAAGCCAAGUCCACACAUAUACAGUAUGGAGAUAUCAUUUUAUAAAGCUUAGAGUUUUUGUAUCUACUCUCCCCAGAACAGGCACACACGUGGAGCUCAGCUAUUGGCAGCUUCUUUUCAUAAAGAUACAUUUUAAAAGGAUAGAUUGAGCUAAUUAGUUUUUGGGAAACAUUAAUCCAUUAUUAUACUAUCCAAUAAUGUAUUUUUUGGAGCCUUUAACCAUGUUAUUUUCUCAUCAGAAAUCUACCUGAAGUUGUAUUUUACUUUAUUCUUGUAUAUAUGAUGAAUCUCACCAUGAUUGUUACAUCAAAGGUAAAAGUCUGGAGGUCUCUUGUACUGUUUUUAAGUUUAAAAAAAUCAAAACGUGACCAUUUCUGCCAUCAAAUCACAUCCAUUAACACUGCGUUCUUUUAUUAGCAUGUCAGAAAAGGCUGCUAACCCUAGUUGUUGUUUGUUAUUCAAUAGUAAUUCCCUCUAUAGGGAGAGCACCUUAGGAACAAGGUGUCUAGGAUCUGAAGACAGAAGUUUUAAAAUGUGAAAUGCCAAGACAAAAGUACUCAAGAGUAUGUUUAAAGGCCUAUAACAAUACAAAUAGGCUAAUGUCUCCCCAUAACUGAUUAGCUAUACCUGCUAUGCGUCUAAACUCAGUAUUGUAUUGGUUCAAAAAGGCUGUUGACCAUAUUUAGGAAGUUGCCACGCAAACUGCCCUGAUAUUUGAAAUAUACAGCUGUGAUGAAGCAGUAACAAUUUCAAGAAAAUAACCAAAUUUAAAAUCAUCAUUACACUUAUUCACCAAUUUAAAAUCAAACUCUAGAGGUUGUUCAAAUCUGUAAAAUCUGCAGAUAUUUGUUCUCACCUUAAAUCCCUGUAUAUGUGUGGACUUUGUUUUUUACCCUACUGUGGGUCCUUUAAAGCCAUUAUAAGUUGUGACGGUAGUUCCGCACAUCCCCCCUUAACCGUCCCCUCCACACCGCCCCCUGGACCAGGCUCUUCUCUUCUUUGUGGUGUGUCCCGUGUGUCUGUGUGCGCCCCCGUGUGGUCGGUCACUACACUGUUGUGCUGUGUCUGCUGUUCGUGAUCAAGUCCACCACCAUUAUGUUCUCCUGACCUCUCCAUUGGAUAAACAGGUGGACAGGACUAUAACAUUUCCGAAGACGCUAAAGACAUCUCAAAAUCAGUGAAUGAGCAAUAGAAGAUUAUGGAAAUUGUGUGUGUCCUGUCAUUUCAUUCCCGGGCUCUCGUGCAAUCAAUCCUGCAUAUUUUUUGUUCCCUAUAGAUAAGUCUUGAAUAAUUUCCAAGCAAAAUAUAGUUUAUUUUAAUGGUUAUAUAUUUUAUUACAAUCCAAAGAAAAAAAUGGCACUUUCAUGUAUUUAACUGUGUCUUUAGAAGCUGGGGUUCAGUUAAUCGCAUUGGUUCAAUUACAAAAUUCACACAAAUUUGAAUUGUGAAUUUGAUUUUGUCAUCGCAUUUUAAUUUCUGAUUAUACAAUAUAAUAAAUUAUCCUUAAAGGUGCACUAUGUAGAAUCAGUGACCUGCUUGUUUCCAUGGAGAUGUUAGCGCUUUGCCUGGAAUGUUCUACAGUAUGGCAUUAAACUUGUCUGUCUCGCAGUCGUUAAAUUACAGGUAUUUUUAUUGCUCAAAAUAUGAAAAAAAAGAUGCAUUCUUACUGUGAGCGGAGUCGCCUUUCCUCAGAUCUGACCUGUAACUUGGCCUAGUUACAUUGUGCACCUUUAACAAAACUUUAUUCCUGAACCAGUUCUUAUUACAUUGGUAGACCCAGCUUCUAAAGAUCAAUGCUGAUUCCAUAAUUGUAUGUCCUGCUGUUGAUUUUAAUGUUUGACGAUAUAUUUAUGUAUUUUCAUAAGUAAACUGGAAGCUGGAGUUUUUAACUGGACAAAUCAGUGAUAGGUCCACUAUUUCAAAAGGAGGGGGGCAGAAUUCUAGCUUGAAACCAGUUUUGGAUUUGUAAUGUCAAAGGCGCUGUACCUGUUUUGUUUUGUUUUUUACAAAUUUUUGUAAUCCUUAUCAUUCACCAACAUGAGAUUUUAAGAGUUUGCCGUUUUGGUGAAGCUAACAAUUACCGGUACUAACAUACUAAUGCGCACUUCCUAAUACUUUAUAAUUAGAUACAGAUGAUACACAGUGGACUUAAUUUGACCUCAAAAGCCGCUUAUACAAUAUAUCAUCAUAGAUUUAAGACCAAUUUAGUUUAAAUCUAUGAUGGAAAUAAACAAACAGGUACACUGCCUUUAAACUUGGUGUGUUAAGUGCUGUGUAAACUGCAGCACUGACUCCCUCUGGUGGCCAUCUUGUGUUCUGUGCUGUGAUUGGACACUCACCAACUGUUUAGUUCUACCUCUAUGUGUGGAGCUAUGAUUUAGAAACAUAAAGAUAAGUUUUUAUUUUUUUGUGCGUGUAACAGGGCAUUAGUUUGGAAUGGAUUUUAGUUUAUAAAGGUUGACGUUUUGUAAUUCCAUGAUGUCAAAUUUGCAGAUGGUGGGAUUAUAUUCUAUUGGGGAAUCACUGUUUUUAAAAGAAAUCUCCAAACAGAAAUUCCACAAAUGUUGAACUUUAUCAUUGACUGCAUUAACUCGCCUCAUCUCGUUAUAAUGAGAUAUGAAGUGAUUAAUGUAAUUUCAAGCUUGUUUAGUGGAAAAUUACCAUCUGACUGUGUUGUUAAGAAAGGGAGCAGAUGAGUACCUUUAAUAAUCUCGCUCCUGAUUUGCUCUUUCAUGCAAAUAUGGCCCCCGGUUGCAGAUUAAAACUAAAACUCUUUUGGCUGGAGCUGAACACUACGGGUGACGUCACACUCACUCCACUUUUUUAUACAAUGUGGUUAUAACAGGAUAAAGGACUUUGUUACUAAUAUAAACAUUUGUGGUUUUUCGUAUUGGAUAUAGAAUACUUCAUUUGAUAAAGUUUAUUCAACCCAUUUUAAACUAUAAACAUAUUGGGAUUCUGUAAGAGACAAUUACUGACUGAAUUCUGAGACAAAUGUGUUGUUUUUUAAUUUGGUCCUUCCGAAUUUCACUUGGUCCGGCGUGUUAUAAAAUGCAUCUUCUUGCUAGCUUGCAUGCACCGACUGGGCUAUCUACGCUUGCAUUAGUGCGCACUGCUCGCUCUUCCCUCUAGUGCGCCCCCUUCAGGCUGAGAAAUGUCACUGCUGGUCUGCAUGUUCAGCGCUCCACCUGAGCUCUGAUUCUGAUGUGCCAAAACACAACUGUCUCAGCUAACGUGUCUUAUGCUUUUGUACUCUUACUCAGGCCUUUAUUUGCUUUGUUUAUUUAAGUAUUUCUUUGUUUUACGCUGUUCUGUUAUGUUAAAUGUGUUGUUGUCUAAAUGUGUCCGCACUUUUUCACAAGCAGGGGUGUGUCCAGGCGUUUUUCACUGGGGUGGCCCAAGUUUGGUACCUUAGCCCUACUCUUGAAUUGAGAAAAGUUAUCUUAAAGCAGACCUAUUAUGCAAAAUCAACAUUUCAGAGAUUUGA